Molecule: messenger RNA, 537 nt
Organism: Puntigrus tetrazona (Sumatra barb)
Lineage: Eukaryota; Metazoa; Chordata; Actinopteri; Cypriniformes; Cyprinidae
Product: GTPase IMAP family member 8-like
Exons: 2
Coding region: 52-537 (161 amino acids)
Molecular function (GO): GTP binding
Source: RefSeq, a predicted model, not a curated record
AAACUGAGCACGAGAGACAAUGAAAUCAAAGAGUUACAGCAGAAGAUCAAGAUGCUGGUUCCAGAGGGUGUGAAGCUGAAUCUGGUUGUGUGUGGGAGUAACAAUGAAUUAAAAUCCUUCAUAUCAAACCUGAUCCUGAAUCAGAGCGAGGAGAGAUCCGAGUGUGCGAGGAGAGACGUGGAGCUUCACGGACGUCUGAUCAGUCUGGUGGAGCUUCCAGCUCUGUUCAGCACUCAGCUCUCAGAGGAGGAAGUGAUGCGCCAGACUCACCGCUGUGUGUCUCUCUUUCAUCCUGGAGUUCAUGCUUUCCUCCUCGCUCUUCCUGAUGGUCCAAUCAAUAAUGAAGAUAAAGCAGAAACCGAGAGGAUCCAGAGGAUCUUCAGCUCAGAAAUCAACAAGCACAUCAUGAUCCUCAUAAAGCAGAAAACAGAAGAGCAGACGGCAAAAGGAAAUGAUGAAACACAGUCUGUCAUUGAGAGUUUUGAGGACGCACGCCAUUUUGUCGGACCGAACACUCUAAAGGGUCUCAGUUGGUAG